Cryptomeria japonica (Japanese cedar) is the source of this 835-nucleotide messenger RNA. Its product is annotated as protein CutA 1, chloroplastic. The coding region runs from base 69 to 572 and encodes 167 amino acids. Gene Ontology annotation, molecular function: copper ion binding. The transcript is spliced from 6 exons. The record is from RefSeq and is a predicted model, not a curated record. Gene Ontology annotation, biological process: response to metal ion. NCBI's taxonomy places the organism in Eukaryota, Viridiplantae, Streptophyta, Pinopsida, Cupressales, Cupressaceae.
UCUACAUCACCUUUUCGGAUUCUCUUGCAAGGGAAUUAAUGCCGGGAGAAUAGAAUCCAUUCUCACUCAUGGCCUUACGAGGUCUCACUAUUCCAAUUAUUUCCUCACCCCAUUAUUUGUGUGCGCUUGGUAAGCCGAGAAGUUUGCCUCCUCUUCGCCUGUCAGCCCUUCGAUUUCUAACCAGGUCAAACUCUACCUGCUGGUCAAACAUACAAGGCAUUCGCUCUCAAGCAAUGGCUGACAGUUCUAGCACCGUGCCUAGUGUUGCUGUUUUUGUAACUGUACCAAACAAAGAACAAGGUAGGAAGCUGGCUCGAAGCAUAAUUGAGGCAAAGCUUGCUGGUUGCGUCAAUCAAGUGCCUGGUAUUGAGUCAACUUACUGGUGGCAAGAUAAGAUAGAGACAGAUUCAGAAGAGAUGCUUAUAAUUAAGACACGCCAGUCUCUUGUAGAAUCGUUGACAGCACAUGUUAAAGCUAACCACCCAUAUGAGGUAUGCGAAGUCAUUGCUUUACCUAUUAUGGGAGGGAACAAUGACUAUCUAAAGUGGCUGAAGGAAAGCACUAGAGAAUGACGGAUAUAUUUUGUGCAUACAAACUAUAUGGUUUUUAUGAUCUGUCUUUGACAGCAAUGUAUAACUAAUUUUAUAGAUAAUGUUUCAGAAACAAGUAUCACAAGUGAUGAUUAGUUUUUAUCUUUCAUUUUCAGAUAUGAAUCUUUGUUAGUAUACCUAGCUGAUUAGUUCAAGAUAUGGCUGAGAUUUUUAGGAUAAAUUUAAUAAAUCAAAUGGUGACAAGGACAUCAAUGUAAAUACAGAGGAAAACUUAGCCUGGUUCA